AUGUCGUCUCCGCCGCCUACUACCACGUCAUCCGCGCCUCCGCCCGUUCCCUCGGUCGCCGCCACCACGGCGGGCUCUCCGGUGGUCGCCAUGAUGGCGGGCUCCGCUACGCCGGCGCCCGUCAUCUACACGCCCGAGCAGAUGAGCGGGGUCAUCAACGACCUCGUCACCGCGGUUCAAGGCAUCCGCCUCUUCUUGAUCGGUUCCCAGGGGCCCCCGACACCGCCGCAGCCGGCCGUCUUCUCCGUGCCAGCGCCCACGCCAUGGGUCCCGCCCUUCACGGGCGUUCCGCUGCAGCCUCCACCGGCGCUGACCCAGCCCUGGACGCAGUGGCCGCCAGCCGCCCCCGCCAUCCCGAGUGCCGCAGCCACGGGGGGCGUUCCCAUCCAGCAGAUUCGCUUUCCCCCGUCGCUGUCUCCGCUGCCGGCGUGGCUCGCAGCGUCGUCGACUCAGCCGGUCUACACCACCACCGCCGAGCCGCCGAUGCCCUCCCUCCCGAGCGCCGCCCCCGGGGGGUAUGCACGCCCACAUGAGGCGCGCCCCGACGCGCACGGCCCCGACGGGGUUACACAGCCACCGCCCCGCUACACCAAGGUCGACUUCGCCACCUACGAUGGGCCGGAGGACCCCUGA
Molecule: messenger RNA, 633 nt
Organism: Lolium perenne
Lineage: Eukaryota; Viridiplantae; Streptophyta; Magnoliopsida; Poales; Poaceae
Source: RefSeq, a predicted model, not a curated record